AUGUUUCAGAUAUUAUUCGUAACAAUAUUCAGUGCUUGCAAUGCGCAUACGCAGCAUGAGAAGAGAAGUGCUUCUGGAUGGAAUGGAUUUAUACCGGGACUAGUUCAGGUCUCCGGGGUGCCAUCGAUGAACACUGGCUGGUCGUCGGACUCUAGUUCAGAUGUAGCUGGUGCUAUAGCGGCUGCAAAAGCAGCUUCUGCAGCAGUGAUGGCAGCACAGAAACAAGUCGCUGCUGCUAAGCAUGCAGCAUUAGAACAACAGAGUGCGGCAAGUGCUAAGGAGGCGGAAGCUGCACAAGCCGCUCAUAAGAGCGAGGAAGCCGCUAGAGCAGCUCGAGCUUUAGCUUUAGAGUCCGCACAAGCCGCAGUCCACGCGCAAGCACAGCUUGCAGCAGCUAAAGCGCGUGCCGCCGCCGCACAGAAGAUAGCGGCAGCUCGUGAAGCCGCCGCGGCCAUGGCUAUACAACGUGCCGCGCAAAAUCAAGCUGCUAAGUUGCAGAAUGCUGAUCUGGAAGCACUAAAGCUCUCAGUGAUCCAGAGUUCAGGCGCGGCUGGCGCGGCCGGCGCGGCGCAGCACGCGGCCACCGCCGCCGCAGCCGCCCUCCGCCCCGGCUGGACGCCCACAUGGAAAGCAUGGACUUGGUCG
Messenger RNA from Brenthis ino (lesser marbled fritillary), 645 nucleotides. Lineage: Eukaryota; Metazoa; Arthropoda; Insecta; Lepidoptera; Nymphalidae. The record is from the annotation of a GenBank genome assembly.